Messenger RNA from Melampsora larici-populina 98AG31, 732 nucleotides. RefSeq lists its product as uncharacterized. The transcript has a single exon. The record is from RefSeq and is a predicted model, not a curated record. Bases 1 to 732 code for a protein of 243 amino acids. Gene Ontology annotation, molecular function: protein kinase activity; ATP binding. Lineage: Eukaryota; Fungi; Basidiomycota; Pucciniomycetes; Pucciniales; Melampsoraceae. Gene Ontology annotation, biological process: protein phosphorylation.
AUGGUCAACCAACGCGACCUUCUCCCAAAUCCAAUUGCUCCCCGCGACUUACUUGAACUGCAAAAAGACUUUCGAGUCGUGAGAAAACUCGAUUCAGGCGGAUUCUUCACGGUCUUUGAAGCUCAUUCUGACUAUCUCGGCUCUGUGUGUGCACUCAAGAUAAUUCCACAUAUCGACCAAACCGGCACGAACAAGCAACCUGUCAUUCAAAACGAACUCGAGAUACUCAACUCGCUCAAGAGGAUCCCUUUCAUAAUCCAAGUGCUAGGUGUUCAAGUCUAUUUUCACACUACUUGUAUCAUGUUUGAAUUCUGCAACCAAGGUGAUCUUGGUGAGAUGGUACGACAAUCUAGGAUCCCCGAGAAUCUCAUAAAGCGUUACAUACUCGAUAUCGGUACUGCGCUCCACCACAUGCACCGUCGAAACAUCAUCCAUCGUGACUUAAAACUCGAUAACAUACUUGUGGAUCAUAUGGGGAAUGUCAAGAUAACUGCCUUUGGGUUGGCGACAGUCUGUCCUUUUCUUGGUUUGACCUCUGGUAUCGUCGGUUCUCCUUGGGCUAGAGCGCCAGAGAUGCUCACCCGAGCUUCAUACAAUAAUAUGGUGGAUUGGUGGUCUCUAGGGAUCAUGUUAUUCACAAUGGUCACUGGAACGAAGCCUUUUGAGCCAAGUAAGUAUUUGCUCAUUCGAGAUAAUCUUUUAUCAAAGUUCACAAAUUGGGUUUUUUAUUGA